AUGCAUCUCAAGCUCUUGUUCGUUGGGGCCUUCGCGUCUAUAGGCCUUGCUCACUCGAGCCGUGAAGGUCCUUCCACGCCAAAGCUUUUUGGCGCGAGAAAGUUCCUCUCGACUCUCGAGGCGCGUAACGCGUUACCAGAAGCUCUUGCGGAGCACGAGGACCAUGUUGAGAAGCGCUGGCCCGAGGAUUCCUUCCAAGCAUUGGAGACGCGUCAAAUUGGUGGUACCGAUGGACAGUGUGGACCAGGUGUAGGGACGUGUGCUUCUGGCUACUGUUGUUCUCCUGCUGGCUGGUGUGGAGUCGGCAUUGAUUACUGUGCUGGACCUGAUUGUCAACUUGCCUACGGUCCUGGCUGUGAUGGUAACCAAUCGCCAUCUGGUGCAUCUACUGCUAGCGUUGCUAGACCUGUGUUGGGCUCGAUGCCGUAUGGUGGUGCUGGAAUUUAUGAUUGUCUUACUGCUGGAGAUAUUGCCUUCACUUUCGAUGAUGGGCCAUACAACUACACUUCUGAUCUCCUCGACAAGUUGUUGGUCUACAAUGCCAAGGCAACCUUUUUCGUUACUGGCAACAAUCUCGGAAAAGGUGCAAUUGAUACCCAUUGGUCUUCUAUCAUUCAGCGCAUGAUUGCCGAGGGUCAUCAAGUUGCUUCUCAUACUUGGUCCCAUCAAAACCUGACCUCAUUGGACGCCACCACCUUCCAAAACCAGAUGAUUUAUAAUGAGAUGGCUUUCAGAAAUAUCCUGGGUUACUUCCCAACUUAUAUGAGACCCCCUUAUUCUGAAUGUGACUCCACGUGUGAAAGCAGACUUCAGAAAUUGGGAUAUCAUAUCACCUACUUUGAUCUCGACACUGAGGGAUAUCUGAACGACUCGCCGACCCUCAUUCAGAACUCAAAAAACAUCUGGGAUGCGGCUAUCGCUCAAAUCAAUGCUGCUACUGGCAACUAUCUAGAGAUUGAACAUGAUAUACACUAUCAAACUGUUUACAACCUUACUAACUACAUUCUGGCCUCGAUGUACGCCAAUGGAUUCCAGUCCGUAUCUGUUGGUACUUGCCUUGGGGACCCGUCCGCAAAUUGGUAUCGGAAUGCAGGUGGCGCUGCUCCGAGCUCCACUUCGUCCGUUGCUCAAAGUGUGAGUACCGAUGGAUCGUGUUCCAGUACCAUUACCUGCCUUGGAUCAACGUUUGGAAAUUGCUGCUCUCAAUACGGCUAUUGUGGGUCUGACAGCACCUACUGUGGAGCUGGAUGUCAGCCUGGGUCUGGUUCUUGCGGGGUUUCGAGCAUCAAAUCAUCCUCGUCCACGAAGACAUCAAGCUCGGCCACCUCCACAGCUACGCUCCCCGUAUCAACGGACGGGACAUGUGGGACAAAAUUCACCUGUCUAGGCUCGACGUUUGGAAACUGUUGCUCCCAAUAUGGCUAUUGCGGAAGCACAGCAGCAUACUGUAGCACAGGAUGCAACCCGGCAGGAGGCACUUGCACCAAGGUGACAACUACAACUUCACAAUGGCUAUUCAACUCAUUAACCACCAGCAGCGUCGUCUCUAGUCCCACCAAGAUCAUCACGAGUCCGGACGGUACUUGCGGACGCGGUACGAGUCAUACCUGUGUUGGAAGCAAGUUUGGAAUUUGUUGCUCGGCUGGAGGGAAAUGUGGGAACUUGGUUUUCGGAUUGGUGCAGCCUUAUUGUGGUGUUGGAUGCCAGGUUGGCUAUGGGAUUUGUGUAUAG
Molecule: messenger RNA, 1731 nt
Organism: Mollisia scopiformis
Lineage: Eukaryota; Fungi; Ascomycota; Leotiomycetes; Helotiales; Mollisiaceae
Product: glycoside hydrolase/deacetylase
Exons: 9
Coding region: 1-1731 (576 amino acids)
Biological process (GO): carbohydrate metabolic process
Molecular function (GO): chitin binding; hydrolase activity, acting on carbon-nitrogen (but not peptide) bonds
Source: RefSeq, a predicted model, not a curated record